Baudoinia panamericana UAMH 10762 is the source of this 668-nucleotide messenger RNA. RefSeq lists its product as uncharacterized. NCBI's taxonomy places the organism in Eukaryota, Fungi, Ascomycota, Dothideomycetes, Mycosphaerellales, Teratosphaeriaceae. Bases 336 to 557 code for a protein of 73 amino acids. The record is from RefSeq and is a predicted model, not a curated record. The transcript has a single exon.
UGCAUGCGUGGGAUGUCAAAUGGCGCAGAGCUGCUGGGUCGAAUGGAUAAGUACUCCGUCCUUAAGAUCGUCAUAAUGCAGAGCAGUCUCAACAGACGGGUAGUACAAGUUUACCCAUUGGUAGUGCUGGCUGCAGCUCAAUGCCAUUGGAUAACGCCGGUUACACCGCACAUAAGGCUCGAGGAUCGUACAGCCACUUGCGCCCCCGGCCUACGGAAGGAUUCAAGAACGCGCCAUCGAACGCUUGCCCGGUGCUGACUCUCUGGUUACCUCUCCUCUCUCCUUCGUCUGUGAGCCUGCACCGCUUCUGAGUUCCUUUGCCUUGUACCGGUAAUAUGUCUGCUAUUCUCUUGCUAUCCUCGCUUCUCAUCCCAUCUGUCCUUGGGCAGAACUGUUUCUGGAGGGCCAGCAACACCAUUCAGGCCCCGGGGAGUGGAUGGUUCGCAUGCAACAAUACACAAGUUAAGGCUGGCGGCGCGCAACUAUGCUGCAUAGUCGGAUCCCAGUGCGGCGAGGACUCCAUCUGUCACAAGUACGGCUUCGCAAGGAAUGAAUGAACCCGACCGCUGACCAUGCACAGCAACGAUGGCUACUAUCUAGGCGGUUGUACAGAUGGGCAAUACUCGGACCCCGUUUGUCCGACUGAAUGCUCGGCAGAUGCCCAGACU